GGACUGGUUGUGCAAAGCCCGCAGAUGCGUCGGGCGCUCGCUGCUGCGCCAUAAACCCUCCUCGUCGUCGUCCUCCCCUUCGUGUUCGCCGUCCUCCCCUUCGUGUUCGCCGUCGGCCCGUCCCCGCCUCCGAUCCACUUCACGCCGGCCGGCUGGGAGUUGGUCGGCCGCCUCGGGUUCUUCUCUGGGCGUGUGCGAGCGUACUAGAGAACCAUGGAUGUCGAUAAUCAAGAAACGAUGGAGGAGACCAUCCUUGUUGGUGAUGAUCUCAUGCGUGGGCCACCAUCCCCUGUCAUACCAAAAGAGAUUGCAUCACAUGUCCUUGAAGGUGUUGAGCUUUGUGACAGUAUACUCAAAAAUCUUUUCCUAUGCUUACAAAUCAAUGAUAUUGAGCCAUUCUGCCAAGACGAAAUUGUGCUAUACCGACAAUGUGCUGAGAAAAGGGACAAGGAAAUAAGGGAGCGGAUGCAAGACAGUGAAUAUAAAUUGGGUUUUUCGAUGCCCCUGGAAGAAGCAAAGGAGAGAGCUACCCAACUCCAUUCAGAAGUCACGCUGCUAGAAAGGCGUAUGAUUCUUGCUAGUGGACUUGAGGGUAUGGAAGGAUUUCGCCAGAGGUGGAGCUUGCACGGACAGCUCGAAGAUACAAGGAAAAGGCUAGAAGCACUGAACCGUGGCGUGGCAAAAAGAGAGAACCAAAGUUCUACACGGGAAGGAACAGAACCGCCAGCUAGGAAGAAAUGGUUGUUUUGGUAGGUUGGUAUCUUUGUUUUCCGGCUUGCGAAAUAUUGUAGCUUACGGUGUAUUAGUUGCAAUAUCACGCACUUAUUAAUUUCUAAAGUACUCGGCCUCCAAACCAGCUAUUCUAUUUGCUGACGAAUGGGUCUGCUUUUAUCUAGCUGUAUUUUAAAUGUUAUAAAAAUAUGUAAAUCAAUGAACCGUAUACCUCGAAA
Molecule: messenger RNA, 950 nt
Organism: Phragmites australis (common reed)
Lineage: Eukaryota; Viridiplantae; Streptophyta; Magnoliopsida; Poales; Poaceae
Exons: 7
Coding region: 214-753 (179 amino acids)
Source: RefSeq, a predicted model, not a curated record